Messenger RNA from Phalacrocorax carbo (great cormorant), 5348 nucleotides. The record is from RefSeq and is a predicted model, not a curated record. Lineage: Eukaryota; Metazoa; Chordata; Aves; Suliformes; Phalacrocoracidae.
GCGGGUUGGGCGGGCGGGGGGGGUCCUCUCAGGGGCUCUCGCUCGGCGCGGCGCGGAUCGCUGCGGGCUCCGCGCGGCCAUGGAGGCGGACGGGAGCCAGGCUACCUCGGGGAGCCCCGGCGAGGCGCAGCACGACCCCGGCAAGAUGUUCAUCGGCGGCCUCAGCUGGCAAACCUCACCAGACAGCCUUAGAGACUAUUUUAGCAAAUUCGGAGAAAUUAGAGAGUGUAUGGUCAUGCGGGACCCCACCACCAAGCGCUCCAGAGGCUUCGGGUUCGUUACGUUCGCGGAUCCGGCGAGUGUAGACAAAGUCCUGGCUCAGCCCCACCACGAGCUGGACUCCAAGACGAUUGACCCUAAAGUUGCAUUUCCCCGACGAGCACAGCCUAAGAUGGUCACAAGAACAAAGAAAAUAUUUGUAGGUGGAUUAUCGGCUAAUACAGUAGUGGAAGACGUAAAGCAAUACUUCGAACAGUUUGGCAAGGUAGAGGACGCCAUGCUUAUGUUUGACAAGACGACCAACAGGCAUAGAGGAUUUGGCUUCGUAACUUUUGAAAAUGAAGACGUGGUGGAAAAAGUGUGUGAAAUUCAUUUCCACGAAAUCAAUAAUAAAAUGGUAGAAUGUAAGAAAGCACAACCUAAAGAAGUGAUGUUUCCACCAGGGACGAGAGGAAGGGCACGUGGAUUACCGUAUACCAUGGACGCUUUUAUGCUAGGGAUGGGAAUGUUGGGUUACCCAAAUUUUGUUGCAACAUAUGGCCGAGGAUAUCCUGGAUUUGCCCCAAGUUACAGCUAUCAGUUCCCAGGUUUUCCGGCAGCGGCUUAUGGACCAGUAGCAGCGGCAGCCGUGGCGGCAGCAAGAGGAUCAGGUAGGGGGGCCCGUGGAAGAGCAAACCCUCAGAGUGCAGGGUCAGUCUUGAAUAGCUACAGUGCUCAACCGAAUUUUGGCGCACCCGCUUCCCCGGCAGGCUCCAACCCAGCCCGACCCGGAGGCUUCCCCGGGGCCAACAGCCCAGGGCCCGUCGCGGACCUCUACGGCACGGCCAGCCAGGACUCCGGCGUGGGUAACUACAUAAGCGCCGCCAGCCCGCAGCCGGGCUCCGGCUUCGGCCACGGGAUCGCCGGACCUUUGAUUGCAACGGCUUUUACAAAUGGAUACCAUUGAAACGUUACACAUGGUUGGUUGCCAUCUCACUUGGAGAGUCUCUCUGGAUGUCCGGGCAAGACGGGGCGAAGUUUCUGAACGGGCCCGUGUUUGGGUGAUCUCAUCAGACUUUGAGCACUACAUCAUCACCGAUAACGCAAACAAACUGGAGGUGGCACUCGACGGACUUAGGUUGUUUAAAAUCUCUCUCAUCAUCUCAUGAAUCUGCUGUACUAUAAAAACAACAGCUUUUAAAAGUAUGUAUAUAAAAUCCAUUUCUUGUUCGUUUUAUUUUCUUGAUGGGUUCCCCCCCCCUCUUUUUAAACCUCUCCAAACCACAUUUUUUCGUAGCAUUUUGACAUAGUCUCGUAGCCACGUAGUUCUAAUUCUUUGUGUAUCUAGCAAGAGCCUAACCAUAGUGUAACUGUUUAUAUUAAGGGGUUUCUUUCGUUUUUCUUUCCCCCUUCCCCUCCUUCUCCCUUCUGUUUUACGUAGUCGUUGUUGCUUAAAGGAUGCUGAGAUGGUGACAGGAGUCUCAGCCGCUGGUACCGGCUCUGCAGCCGCCGAGGGUGGCGGGGGGAGCAGAGCCGGCAGCGGGUACGGUUUCGGGGUGGCCUUGCAGGGCGCGGGGGACGCGGGUGAGCAGCAGGUUCUCUAGCCCUUCUUUUCGUUUGUGGCAUCUUCGUUAACCUAUUUUCGGCAAUAAGGCAAGGACUACAAACUUUUUGUGCGUCCUUUUUCUAUAAGUGCUUUUUUUUGUUGAAAGAGGUGAUAUAAGGUUUUUUGAAAUUGUGAAUUCUGAAAAAAAAAAAUACUGUAAAUACAAUUCCAUUAACUACAUAUAAACUAUUAAGAAAGAGAAAUACAAACCUAUUUUUGUGAUGGAGUCAGCCUAAGGCAGUUUCUCUAUGAAAAUGGAAGAAAAAAAAAAAGACAGUUUUAGACUUUUUGACCAACUGCCGGAGCUGGCCCGCGGGAGUUAGGUGAUGCACACACUGUUCAGCUUGCUCCGUAGGCGUGGUAGACCUCCCAGCUCUCCUAGCGUCAUACCAGCAUCUUCGCUAUCAGACGUGCACAGCUUACAAAGGAACAGUCUAGUGGUAUUUUUUUAAUUUAAAACCUGCUUUUCCCAAGACUGAAAAAGAAGCUACGAUUUUCCUAUUUAACGCAUUUACGGUUCAAAGCACACCUUUAUUUUUUUUUUUUAGUUGUUGUUUUAAACUAGAUCAACUUGCUGUCCAGUCAUUUCAGCUGCUCUGGGCACCCUGCACAGCCCGGGCGGAGGCGAAGUCCCUCCUCCGCGCUCGCCUGCUGCAGGCAGGGCGGCUUUGAAGCUUGCAUGGUUACCGUUUUUAUCCAUUAUUUUCUGUAUUAACAAAUUAGGAAAGCAACUUUGGUUUUUGGUUUGGUUUUUUUUUUUUUUUUUUUUUUGGGAAUACCUCAGUGCUACAAGUUUCACCCUAGAAGCAACGGAAGAUUUUAAUUUAUUGUAGUUGUAAACAGAAUUUAAAAAAAAAAUAAAGUAUAAAACAUCAUUGCACUGUGACUGGUAGGGGAAAAACUGACAGUUUCCUAUUUGCACAUGUUUAAUAUUUGGCUGUUAUAUAUAUGGUCCUCUGUUGGGGGAGGAAACUUAUGAAGGAUAUUUUUUAAUUUAAUUUUUUUAAUAUUGGUAAAUAGGCCUGCAACAGCAAACUAGAAGUACAACAUGGUAGGUGGCAUUAAGAACAUACUGUAGUGUGGAUAUAUUUCUUCUUUUUUUAACGUAAUAUUGACAAGUUUUAUUAAUAUUUUUUUAAAUUGUUACGUUUAUAAAUUUGGUACUUUAGGUACAGCCAGUAUAAGACACUGAAUGCGACAUUUGUUAAAAAGAGCUGCUGCACUCCUAUUUUUGUAAAUUUUACUAACAAGUAGACAAAUGUAGACAUUCAAUAGACGAGGUAGAGCAAGGCAUCUUUAACAAAAACAAGGCACCAUACUGCUAACCGAAAGGAGAAACCUUGUUUUUCUUGUUUUUAAAAAAGAAUCAUGCUUUUUAUGUAAUAUUUUAGGUUUUUUUCUUAUUUCAGAACAACCAGGUUUAAGCAAAAUGCUGGACGCUUUUUAAAUAUUGAGACUUGAUCAAGUAAUAAAAUAAAGAAAACAAUUCUUUAAAAAAUAAAAACGAAAAAAAACAACAAACCAAAUUCCCUGAAAUUCAAUGUACCAUCAGGGAAUUUUUUAUUGAUAUUUUGUCAAUGUUGAUGAUGUACUGUACUACCAGUUGGUUUUCCUCUCCAUUCCCUGUCACCUCAUAGAAUAUUCUUUGUUGAUCAUUGUUGUAUGUUAAUAGUGUAUAAAAUGGCUAUCUUGUAAGAGUGCUGUCCUGAUGCUAGUGUAGUGAAUUCCCCCCCUUUCUCUCUUCCUCUUCUAGUACAUAUUGGUAGGUGUAUCGUAAUUAAGGUUAAAAAUUUAGAUGUAGUUAUUCAGAUUUAGGACCAGUAAGGAUAGAACUUUCUCUUAUUUAAGGAAAAAAUGCUAAUAAUUUUGGGAAGGCUUUCCUUUUUUUUUUUUGUUCUUCUUUCCUCUUUUCUUUGGGUUUUUUUCUCUUGUUUAUUUUUUCUUUUGCUGAUCUGAUGCGGUUUCAACUAACCAAAGGUCUCACAAUGUUAAAAAUGCUGGCAAACUCCUAAGGCAUUUGUAGAUCCCCACCCUUGACUUUGAAAAGGGGAUGUGCCAUACUACCUUAAAUGCUAAUGCUAGAUAUGCAAAACUGGAUUUUUUUAAUUUAUUUUUUAAAAGAGGGAGGCACGGUAUAUUAAAACGAUUUUACUAAGAGAAAAAAAAUAUUUUUUUAAGAAUGCUCAGAAGAAAUUGCUAAUCUGUGUGAAUAUGUUUUAGAUGUUUAUAUACCUUUUGAGAAGUCCCAGUGGCCCAUAGCACAAAUGUCGUGGAAUCCGAUAUGUUUUGAUGUGGCUACCUAGACUAAGGUUCACGUUAGUCCCCCACUCAUCUAGAAGUCCAUUUUGAAGGGUUUUUUCUUUUCCUUUGUUUGUUUGGGAUUUUUUUGGUAAAUUUUUCAGCACAAAGGUUCAGCUCCACCUUUGUUUUAGUCAAGCACAGCGAGCGAAGGAUCGUUCCGAGGGAUAUUGCCCUUUUCUUUCCAAAUAUCUCAUACGGACCUGCUGCCCCCGGAGUGACCGAAAAGAGAGAGAUUUCCAUCUAGCUGUGCGAAAUGGGCACCCGAAGCCCCCCCCCAGCGCGGGCAGGGUCACCCCCUGCCCGGAGCGCCUGGCCCCGCGCCGGCCGUGCCGAGGGGCGGGCUGCAUCCCAAACACGAGGGACGUUUUGAGAGGAGUUGUAGCAAGCCACGAGAGCUCGGGUACCCUCCCCCCUUCAAAAUAAAAAAGUCGUUUGUGAUUGGCUUGAUUAAAAUGAAGCCUGAUCUGUCCUUUUUUUAUUAUUAUUAUUUUUUGUUUGUUUGUUUCUUAUACUUCAUAAAUGUUCAUUUUAAGUUGAAUUUGUAGCUUGGACUUUAAGGUAGCAUGGCUCUCUUUGCUGUAAGUUUAUUUUUUUUCCCAUUGUACAGCAGCGUACCGCUGGUGAAUGUUACACAUCUUGCUAGGCUAGUUAAACCAUUGGGUAAUUGUUGGUAAUAACGACCUGAAAGGUGUUCGGAUUUCUUUUCUUCCCUGCUCUGAAGCCUAGGAUGCUGUUUUCAUCUGUAGUGUGAAUGAGGGCUAGCGACUCCAGCCACAGUUACCUUCCUGUUUCGUUUCUGCCAUUCACUCAAUGCAACGUAAUCAAUAAUAAAGCAAUAUAGUUUACUACAUUUUUACUGAAGGCCAGCCAUGGUUAUGUAUGAUAUUGCAUAUGAAACUGUUUACAAAAAAAAAAAAAAAAAACCAACACUAACUCAUAGCUGUCUUUUAUGCUAUGGAAAUGUCUCUUGGGUGGAAUUUUCUGAAUUAUUAUUUUAGUGGUUUGGUUUGUUUUUUUAAGCAAAAUAGUUCAAACAGAAAACUGAAGUUAGUGUAAGGCGAAGAGACAGGAUGCAUCGAAGACACACCGGCAGAUCCCGGUCUGCGCACAGACACUGUAGAGUUUCAUACGUACAGAAUCCAAGUCAAACCCGUUGCCGUGUGCGAACACUACGUGAGGAGAUUCUGUAAGCUAAGCAAUACUUUAAUACUGUAAUAAAAAUUACCAAAAAAAAAAAAAAAAA